Molecule: messenger RNA, 1125 nt
Organism: Penicillium griseofulvum
Lineage: Eukaryota; Fungi; Ascomycota; Eurotiomycetes; Eurotiales; Aspergillaceae
Exons: 4
Coding region: 1-1125 (374 amino acids)
Source: RefSeq, a predicted model, not a curated record
AUGGGAGAUGCUACAGGCACUUUUGGGCAUGGUACCAUCAAAGGUACUGGCAUUGCCUUGAUUGUACUCACCUCUCUGGUUCUCGGCACUCGCUUUGCUGGUUCUAUUCGAAGUUUCAAGGACCUUAAGGCUGAGGACUACCUUCUAAUUGUCGCUUACAUAUUCUUCUUGGAAUUGACCAUUCUCUACAUCUACAUCUCCCCCGUCAUCUUGCGGAUAGCAGAGGUCUCUGCUGGAACGAUUCCUCCCUAUGCCACCCUCCCGGACGAUGGACUCAAAUUACAGACUGUUUUCUUUGUCACGACAUCUUCGUUAUGGAUUUGUUUGUGGAUGAUCAAGUUUUCGCUCAUGGCGAUGUAUAAGCGAUUGUUGGUUGGAAGAAAAUACCUCAUCGCCUGGUGGGUUAUUAUGGGAUUCUGUGUCCUGUUUAUUAUUGGUUGCAUUCUCUCAUCAUGGCUCUCAUGCUCGAGCUUCCACAACUGGUUUACUGUAGGCAAAUGCAGCACUCCACGCGAUCAUCGGGCGGCUGUCAUCAGUUUAUACUACUCAUACGCGGUGGACAUAGUCACUGAUCUAGCAAUCAUGAUUCUCCCCAUCCGCCUCAUCUGGAACCUGCAGAUGAAACCGCGCCAAAAGCUGAGCAUUGGAGGGCUCUUUUGCUUUGGCUGGGUUUGCAUUAUCAUUUCCACCAUUCGCGUCGUCCAGCUAGGUGAGACUGAGAACGGCGUGCCUGCCCCAUCCUGGCUAGCGCUAUGGGGAACUAUCGAAGCCUCAAUUGCCGUCAUGAUCGGUUGUUGCCCCGGCCUCUAUCGCGUGGUUAAAACCGCCAUCUCGCCCUCCAAGACAUCCUAUCCGUAUGAUUCCUACAACUUGCGGGGGCGUGGAGCUAGUGGUAUGCCAUCGCACCGCUCGGGUGCGUACGGGGGAGGUAUUGCUUUGAAUAGCUUUGGGGGAAAGGAUGAGUCGUACCAGUCGGCCAGUGCAUACCGGUCUACCAGUCCGUCAAGCAGUCAGGAAAAAUUGGCGCAUCCCAGUGACAGGAGGAAUAUUAUGGUUAAUUAUGGAGUUGCUGUGACGGUAGAGGAUCGGCCGAGUGAUUAUGCCCGGACGGCACACUUUGCAUAG